UUAUAAGAUUCAACAUUAUCCUACUUUCUUGUAUCGUUUAUUUGACUUUAUUAAGGUCCACCCCGAAAAAAGAAUGACAAUAACACCAACGGAAAUUGAAGGAAUUUAUACAGACUUAAUUGAAACUUUGGAAUAUGAUAAGACCCAAGCGACAUUUCAACCUAUUGAUACCAAGUUUGACCUUAAUGACUUCAAGAAGCCAGUUGUACCUCGUGCGAAGUAUCAUGAUAGUGAGAAUUUGUUAAAGAUUUUAAACAAACAAGAAACUGGAGCUGAUUUCAAGUUUGUUAGGGAUGCUACUAUGGUGGAUUCUGUCAAGCAAGGAGUUCAUACUGCAUUACACGAAGAUCAUUCCAAUACAGCACCUAAAAAGAAUAUUGUUACUACCGAAGAUGAACUUGAACAAAUGAAAGCUCCGUUUAAAAUCAAAGGACGUAUUCAUUCUGAAGAUUCUCAAAGGCUCGCUUCUUCUAGACAAUAUGAUGAUGAAAUAAUCGAUACUCGUGAUUUGGAAUCGUUCUUAAAGCAAAUAAAGAAGGAAGAUGAAAGUAGAAAACGUGAAAGUGAAGCUUUCGAAUGGAGUAAAGCCUUCUCUCAUGAAAAUAUUGAUUUCAACAAUAUCAAAAACGAUGACUACAGUUUCAUUUUGAUUAACAUGAAUGGGGAAGCUAUCCCUACUGAGAAGGAAUUUAUUGAUGGUUAUUUACCCAAGGAGAAUAUUUUUGAAGCUUUGAACAAAUUCCGCGAGGAAGAACUCGUUAAGCCAAUCAGGAGUAUCAAGAAAUUACAGAAAAAGAACUGGAAGAUAGUAGGGAGUAAAUUUGAUGGAACCAAGAAGUACUUUGUCAUGGCUAGAUCGCGUAGAAAUAGACGUGGAACUCUAUAUGAUAAAGUCAAGAGUCUUUUUGCAGUUACUGGAUUUGUUUUGGUCAGUUUGGUUGGGGUUAAUUUCUUGUUGGAGGACCCAACCGUCGUGAAAGAAGAAGAGAUAAAGGACAAGGGUGAUAUUAUGGUUGCAAGCAAUCCACCAACUCCAUUUACAGUCACAAUCCCACAAGAUACUCCUUCGACUCGCGUUUCUACACUGGUCUUUGGAAAGGAAGAGUUUAAAGACGUUGUUGUUGAUUCAAAUCUGGAAUCUGAGUCAAACACCGAAUCUUCGUGGUGGCGUGGUUUACUUUGGAGCAGCAAAUAAGUCUAAGUCUGGACAUUUUAGCUAAAAGCUGCUGAUAGUUUGCAUUUUAUACAAGUUCUCGAAAGAUCUAUAUUAUUUGUUGUUGUUUUUUAUCUAAUGUAGAUACUGUAGGCACUUAUCUAUUUCAUUUCAACUUCAGCAGUUGCAAAUUCAGUCAUAUCUUUAGAAACAUGUACGAAUUUCAUAAUAGUAGCUCCCCCAGUGGUUCCAUUCCAUAAUCGCAAUCUUUGUACUGUUUCUUUAUCGGCUAAAUCUGGUACUUUGACACCAGUAGCAUACACUUGUCUAUCAUGCUUGACUUUUUCUUCUAAUAUUUGUUGUCUUGAAGUUGCUGGUCUUCCUGGUCUUCUGGCGGCUCGUAAUUCUUCCAAUUCAUCAUCAAAUCUACCAAUGAACAAUUCAAUAAAUUCUUUGAUUUCUUCCAAGGAAAAGGUUUCUUGGACUUUGAAGUCAUCGUCAUCAUUAAUCAACUUUUGUAAGAAAAAUACUAUGGCUAAUUCGUUUUCCUUCUGUUGCAAAGUCUUGAGUUUCCUUUCAUUGAUCUUUUUAUCUCUCAAGGUUGCUCGGUUUAACUGCUUGAACUUUCGUCCUUUUAUAUGCAUUUGCCCAGUGGAUUUGGACAAGUUCUUUGUUACCUUAUUUAAAUUAUGAGCUAAAGGCAUGUCUAAUACUAAUGGUUGAUGAUAUAAUAAUAACAAUAUCCU
Molecule: messenger RNA, 1899 nt
Organism: Spathaspora passalidarum NRRL Y-27907
Lineage: Eukaryota; Fungi; Ascomycota; Pichiomycetes; Serinales; Debaryomycetaceae
Exons: 1
Coding region: 74-1195 (373 amino acids)
Source: RefSeq, a predicted model, not a curated record